This is a messenger RNA of Aspergillus versicolor CBS 583.65, 1185 nucleotides long. RefSeq lists its product as uncharacterized. The transcript has 3 exons. NCBI's taxonomy places the organism in Eukaryota, Fungi, Ascomycota, Eurotiomycetes, Eurotiales, Aspergillaceae. Bases 1 to 1185 code for a protein of 394 amino acids. The record is from RefSeq and is a predicted model, not a curated record.
AUGAACUUGGAGCCGAGCGCGACUCCGCAGGCUGGCCCUUCUCCUAGUUCGUCUAGCGGUUCUCGCUUCAGGUUCCACCGGGAUAUUGGGUAUCUAUCAGCGAGGCUGAGGCAGGCAAACCAUUGCAUCGACUACCUCAUGGCAAGGGAAAGGGAAUCCCGUCGAGAGCUUGAAUCCCUGAAGACGAGCCUGGAAGAGGCACAUCAUGAUAACACAUAUCUCCAGAAUCGUCUGCGUCAGCUCGUUGAUGACAACGAAGCAAAGGCUAGUCAUAUUACAGUAACGCAAGGUAAACUCGCAACUUCACAUCGCCAGCUACAAGAGAUACGCCGUGACAACGCCAAACUACAGGAGGAGGUCAGAGUCGCACAAGAUGCCGUGUUCCGUGCCACAGAAAAGAAAGAAACCGCCCCAAUGGAAGACAGAGAGGUCCGUGACAAAUUUGUGGUCCUCGAAGAAAAGCUCAGAGGAUGGGCCAGGAACUAUGCGGUGGACGAUAUAGGCAAACUGCAUUCGGCAUCGAACAGUGAGAUGAACCGACUCAUAUCCCAACUGGGUGGAUACUCGCGAGCCAUAUUCGAAGAGAUAUUCGGCUGUGCGUUCUUUGUGUUCCCAACCUCGCGAGCGUAUUGUAACACCCCGAGUCGUGGACAGCUAGACGCCCUAUACCAAUCCCUACGACAAUGUGCAGACGAACCUGUAAGCCAUGUGUGGCGUUCUCAGACGCUUUCAAUGUUGAGUAAAUGCGAAACUGAAUCCAGCGGGCAACCCUUUAUUGAGGACGCACUACAUACAGUGGCCAUCCGCCUAUCCAACAAGAUCCUCGAUGGGCCUGUUCAUGUCUUGCUGAAGCCGUUGGCUGGGGACGCCCAGAUUACCAAACGCACUGAGGACUUACGUGGUCUCAUCCAUGUCGCAGGAGAGCUUGCAUUCCGACUAUGGUCACAGCAUACCUUUAUGACUUGUACUGGUCUAGGUCAAUCUGGAAUUAUUUCAUCAGGCCGCUCUUUCAUAUCCGCUCAUCGUCUCCAUCGUCUCGAGGAGGAUGAUGAUAAGUUGGACAAUCGCAGAAUUGUCAUCCUUACCCACCCUUUGGUCCUAGCAUGGGGAGAUGAGAAUGCUGAAAACUACGACCAAUACAAGGUCUGGGGGAAGGCUAUUGCUUGCGUGGAGGAGCGUGCAUAA